AUGUCCAACUUAGGCCUCGCCGAUCCGUUGAAUAGCGUGCCGGCUAGCCCGGAGCUGAACAAGGCAUUCAAUAAGUUUCUUCAGACUAAUAGCAUUACUCUGAUCUGGAGGGAAUCGCAUUCGCCUUACCAAGAUAUUUACGCCGGCAUCGAAUCGGACCUCCUCAGUGAGCAAACCGCCCUCCUCUCGCCAGGGGGAAAAGCACCCGACGCGGCUAAGCGCCAGCAGAUGCGCGAAAACCUCGACCAGAGAGCACCCCUCCUGUAUUCGUGGUCUGAAGCCUUGACACUCAGCAACGGGAACACAAUAAGUAUCGCCGGGAAUCUCUCUAGCACGUCUUGGUUCCUCUCCUACGCGCCGGGCACACCCAUCUUCGUCUACUCGCGGAACUACGCCCGCGAACCCGGCCACGAGGACAAUUUUCACUACGGGGGCUACGUCCCCUACCCGCCCGACUACGCCCUCCGCCGCCUCAAGACCCUCACGGUCGACAUCCUCGGCCAGAUCGUCACCCUGCUCGCCUUCGACGCGUGCAACCCUGCGCCGAUGUCAGACCACUACGCCGGCCUCCUCAACCUCGCGACCGAGUCCAACGCGGACCUGGUCCCCUUCGCCAGGGACGUCUGGAGCAACUGGAAGUGCCGGUUCGAGGGCAAGCCCUCGGUGUACUACGUCCACGCGCUGCAGAAGAACGCCAAGGCCAGGGAGUGGGCGUUCACCCUGAUGCGGACGCCGGCGGCGGGGAACGAGGAGGAGGGCUUUAGGGCGGCCCUGAGCCUUGUCGCGCGGAUCCUCACGAACACCAGAAACGACGAGCGGGUGAACGCCAGGUUGAAGGAACUCGCGCUGGCGUACGUGGCUGAGGAGGGCAAGAGGGCCAAGGAGUGGCUCUUUGAGGAGGGGAGUUCGGAUGAGGAUGUUCUGGUGUACAAGAAAGGGAUUAUUGACAAGUCGAUACACGAACACUACGCCGCCUACCCGGGAUUGUGGUAUUAUUCGACGCCCUUCUUCCUGCCCCCCGGAUCGGAUCUCCCCCGGUUUUAUCUGCGCCUGGUGGACAACACGCCCGAGCAGCCCGAACAGGACGAGCAAGUCCCGAACGAAGCAGCCGACGACGACGACGACGACGACGGCGGUAACGACAACGACGCUUCUCUAGACGUGAUCGUUGUCAACACCAGGUCGCCCAAGAAGCCACCCGCGAUACCGACACCGAAUCCAUCGUCAUCGCCCCCGCGGUUGCGACAUCCACGAACAUUGGCCCUCCGCCGCUCCUACCGGAACCGCUGCUAA
Molecule: messenger RNA, 1293 nt
Organism: Colletotrichum karsti
Lineage: Eukaryota; Fungi; Ascomycota; Sordariomycetes; Glomerellales; Glomerellaceae
Exons: 3
Coding region: 1-1293 (430 amino acids)
Source: RefSeq, a predicted model, not a curated record